Messenger RNA from Dendronephthya gigantea, 2839 nucleotides. Its product is annotated as junction-mediating and -regulatory protein-like. The coding region runs from base 321 to 2579 and encodes 752 amino acids. The record is from RefSeq and is a predicted model, not a curated record. Gene Ontology annotation, molecular function: Arp2/3 complex binding. Lineage: Eukaryota; Metazoa; Cnidaria; Anthozoa; Malacalcyonacea; Nephtheidae. Gene Ontology annotation, cellular component: cytoplasm. The transcript has 8 exons. Gene Ontology annotation, biological process: Arp2/3 complex-mediated actin nucleation.
CAUAUUUAUCAUACGUAAAUAAAUCUUUUUAAACCAAAGAACGUCUGAACUAUCUGCAAAGACAAACGUUAUCUGCAAUUAUUUCCAUGAAAUCAAUGUAAACAGUAUUCUCAACAUUUCAGGUGGAAACACCGAUCUAUUUUUAGCACGAUUACGUAAGAUUUGUACAUAAGGGAUGUUUGUUACAUUUUGCAUGAUCAUAACAAACUUUUGAUCGAACAAUUUCAUUUUCAAAAUGAUCAUUUUCGAUUUCAUUUCAGCGUUGCAGAUUUCGAUUUUGUUGUUAAUUAGAUAAAAUAUCUCCAACAACUUCUGCAAAUAUGCCCGAUUUUAACAGAAGUCAGUCUGUAGAGGAUGAACUAAAAGAUUUCCUUGUUCUUAGAGAUUUACCAUUCACGGAUGAUUGUGACAAGGGGACCUUACCAGCAGUUGCUGUCGAUUGGGACAAGAAGAAUUCUGUAUUCAAUGUGACCAUGCUUUCGAUAAGUCACGACGGUUCUGAAGAGAGGCUUUGGUCGGAUAGUUUUAGUAUAAGAAAGAUUGAAAGGAGGCAUUUUGUGUUGUGUUUGGUCCAUCAAGAACUUCAGAGUGCUCUGCCAAAGUUGCCGAAAGAUGAACAAGGUAUUUGGUGGUACAUAAGGUGGACAUAUGUCUCACCUCAGCUAUGCAAAAAGCUUGAAGAAUAUUUCAAGAAUGCAUUCCAGAUUUGCGGUUGGAAGCUAUUUACGAGCGUAUUUUUUGGCGAACCCCUGUAUUUCGAUGAGGACUACACAAUAUCGACCUUAGAAUUAAAACGAAAACGAUUUGUGACAGUUGUUGAGGAAACUCGACAGGGGUUUCAGGAGCACAUAGCGAAGAAAGAUGCCGCCAGCAUGAAUUUAUUUGAAUGGUAUGAUGCAUUAUGGGAUUGUAUGACCAACGUUACUGAUGCUGAAAGAAAAUUGUUGGCAUUUGAUUGUGAACCAUAUGAGGAACUAAGAGAUAUCGCUCAAAAAGAACGAACAGAAUGCGCCACGAUGUUUAACCAACACUCCAUGACCACAUCCACUUUCCAAAAUAAUGUGCAGACUUUCAGCGAAUGGGAAGACCAGUACAUCGACUCCGUGAAGCAUAUCAACCAAUUUCGCAUCGCCCAUUUUAAUAUAUCUUUACCGCGACUACAGCAGAUCUCCAAGCUUUUGCGAGAAGACUCUGAGAAAUUUACAGAGGAUAAGAAAAUUUUUGUAGCGACAAAACUCUACCAAUUCGAAAAGGAAUCUCUUCAAAAUGAGAUUGAGAUGCUGAACUGCUCAAACCAGCUAAAGCUUUUGGAACGGGACAGAAUACGACGUGAUGCUUUAGCUUUGGACGAAGACAUCAGCAUGCCAGAGAAACUCAACGAAAAAGAGAUCCAAGUUUACACCAAACAAUGCGAAAUACUCGUCCUGAGCUGCGAUAUUCAGGAGAAAAACGAGAAGAUAGUUCGCCUUGAUUUACAACAGUUGUCGAAUGAUGCGACCAAUGAAGAGUCCGAGAAACUGCGAGCGAAUUUGCAGCAAAGUUUAGCCUCUAUUUCCAGGAAAAAAGCCUUUUUACGAAACAAAAAGAAUAUCUGUGAAGCGGAGAUCAAGAAACUCACUAGAAAUGAGGAAGUAAAAGAGGAACAGUAUGUCGCCCAUCACGCUGUACAGAUGAAAAUUGAAAAAAGGCGGGAGGAAGACGAGGAAGAAAAGGACGCUCGUCUUGAGGAAAGACAGAAAACCUUGAUGAGACUCAAGGAGUACAAAAAGAAAUAUCCUAAAGCCAAGGAGACGAAACCGCCUCGGUACCAGCCCCCCUCGAUGCGCAAAGGGCUGAAAGUGGGAAACACUUCCAGCUCGGCCACGACAACAAAUGAAUCCGCAUCAAGUUCUAAGUCUUAUUCACGAAAAUCUGAGAAUAAGAAAGAGAGUCCUCGCUCUCCUGAAGAAAACGGCUCCUUUGAGAUCAUAUCGUCACCACCCCCCUCUCCCCAACUCUCCUCUCCCCAACUCUCCUCUCCCCAACACCCCUCUCCUCAACUCCCCUCUCCCCAACUCUCCUCUCCCCAACUCUCCUCUCCCCAACUCUCCUCUCCCCAACUCCUCUCUCCUCAACCCCCCUCAUCUCAACCCUCCGGAAUUCCUAGCAUCCCACCCCCUCCACCUCCCCCGCCGCCUCCUCCUCCUCCCCCCGGUAUACCACGCCAUCCUCCAAGCCUGCCUGUGAUUAAGAGUCAGAGAUCUCACUCCAGUGAACGUAACAAGUCUCCAGUUGCCCAAGCCAAUUCGUUGUCCCAACAAACAUUAGAUCUGGACUCUCUGAAUAUUGCUCGCAGUCGUUUGAAAAAACGAGACAAAACCCCAGCAGCGAAUAACAACGACAAAGGUUUUCCUUCGGGCAACCAGUUGACCCUCGCCAUCCAAAGCGUGAAGCUACGUCGUGUCGUGAACGAAGAAAAGCCUGCUGCGCUUUCUCCAGACGGCGCGGAGUUCCUCAAGAAAGCACUGGAACGAAUGAAUAAAUUCACCACGCUGUCUUUUGAAGACGAGGAGGGGGAUAUGGAGGAACAAGACUGGUGAAGAAUGAAUGUCGGGUGACAUUUGAGGAUAAUAAAUUAUCUUCCUAAAGCUGUCACCGCUUUGCUUUUUUUUAUAUUUAAGACACUAUAAAAGGGUUGAAAGACGCUGCUCAGUAUUUCACCUUCUUAUAGUGUUCAUUUCAGCUUUAUUUACAAUGAAUUUGAAAAUAAUAUUUUGCACAGUUGUAUGUAUAACUCAACGAGAAUUGUAUUAAUAGAAUAUAAGUCUUAGACUGUCAGUAUUCCGCCAUUGAAAUAAAA